Molecule: messenger RNA, 2214 nt
Organism: Aspergillus alliaceus
Lineage: Eukaryota; Fungi; Ascomycota; Eurotiomycetes; Eurotiales; Aspergillaceae
Exons: 2
Coding region: 1-2214 (737 amino acids)
Molecular function (GO): protein binding
Source: RefSeq, a predicted model, not a curated record
AUGGACGCUCGGCCACGUUUUGGCGAAGUCCGCUCGCCGUCUCACGAUACUUUGCGAAACGGACAGCCUUCGCCGCGCAUUGAGCACUUUGAUGGCGAGAUUCCUCCCACGCUCUCCCCACUAGACGCAUUCGCUGCUCAGGGUCGAUUGUUGGCGAGACAGCUGGAGGAGUCAGCUCGCAGAGACCGGCGCCUGAGCAGGCUCCCCCCCGCUAGUGUUGCACGGUCGUUAUCGCAGCCUAGACCGGGUUACUUUCGCUCUUCAUCCUCGAAUGAUUCUUCGCGAAGUGGGCGAGGAAAUGAUCUUACGAGGCAACCCACGCUGAAAGCUAAUCCUGAGGUGGAGGAGCCUAAGUUCCGUCCGCAAUCUGAACAUCCUCGUCUUAGCGGUGUGCCGCACUUCGCUAACGAAGAUGUUCCCCACGAUGAUGAGAACACGACCCUGGAAUAUGAACCGCCUGUGCCGAUUUUAGAAAGCGAUAUCGAAACACCCCAGUUGGGGUCCCCAAAGGAGGAUACGGCCAAGGGGACUGUAACAGAAACGCCACCCCGAUUUUAUGCCGCUUCGCCUACGAGCUUGGCUUUUACAGGAUCACCUGGCACUUCUUUGACGGAUACUGCCUCUUCGCGACUCAAUAUCCCACGUGGUCUGGCGCCGCCUGUUUCGCCACGAUCGAGGCCUUCAAGCAGUUCCAGAACUCCACAACUAGAGAGUUCGGACGAUGACUAUAGUAGUUCUACUGCGGGCUCAACCUUUUCGAAGCCGCGGAAGUUAUCUUCCUGUAGCGCGACGUCGUUACCCCAGUCACCGAUGAAUUCUAUGAACCGGUCCCACCGACGCUCGCCCUCUCUGAACUCCGAAGCUUCGAACAAUGGCGGCUACAUUCCGCGUCCUUCGUACAAUUUCUCUCGGCCACUAAGCCGGUCGAGCACCAGCCUGUCUGCCCCCGUGCCGACAGGAGCGUCAGAGCAUUUACAGGGGACGAAGCCCCGGGGGCAGAAGCCACAGCCCAUUGUGGUACCAUCGGUGGCUGACGUGGCCAAAUGCAUGAGCGAGGAACCAUCAUCUGCCAUGUCCUCGUACACUUAUGCCAAAUACCCUCUUCCCCGCGGACGCCAGGUUUCUAGGGACUCGGUCAUUUUCUCCGGCCUGCAGACCCCUCACUUUGAGUGGCAGGAGCCGCUUUUCGAGAGUCCGGAUGGGUCGAGCGCAAAUGGGCCCCCAAGGUUUUCACGUACCCCGUCCCCCUCGCCAUCACGACACUCGGUAUCUUCAAUGAAGGCACGCUCCAUGUAUGAAUCCCCAACGUCUGAGCGGCAACUACUUACGCCAGAGAAACCCCCAUCUGUCUUCCAGGUGCCACCCUCUCCCGAAGCUCGACGUCCUUCUGAAGCUGCCUCGACAGAUGAACCGGCCUCAACUACACCUGCUCCUGAAGCGCCUAUUAGUGAGGAGAAAGCAGACACUACUUCCUCGGCAGGCUCUGGAUCCACCAUUCGGCCUCAGACAGCCAAAACCAAUGCGUCCUCCACUCUUAUCACAGCAGAUGAGCAUGUGACUAAAGGCAUUGAAUGUCAUGAGAAAGGGUCACUGCAAGAAUCCACAUACCAUCUCCGUAUUGCGGCGAAGCAGAAUCACCCGACUGGUAUGCUACUAUAUGCCUUGGCUUGUCGGCAUGGUUGGGGUAUGCGGCCGAACCAGCAGGAGGGCGUUCGAUGGCUGCGUAAAGCCGUGGACUCUGUCGGCCUAGAAUUAAUGGACGAUUCCAACCCGGCCAUGCCCAACCGUGUGAGGGAAAUGCAGAAAGCCUAUCGCGCCCAGUUUGGACUAAGUAUCUAUGAGCUUGGCGUAAGCCACCUGAAUGGCUGGGGAAUUGAACAGGAUAAAUCGCUGGCCCUGCGUUGCUUUGAAGUUGCCGGCCAAUGGGGAGAUACGGAUGCACUUGUUGAGGCAGGGUUUUGUUAUUCAGAAGGCAUCGGUUGCAAAAAAGAUUUAAAAAAAGCGGCCAAGUUCUAUCGCCAGGCCGAAGCAAAGGGUGUGAAUAUGGUUGGAAACAGCUGGAUUCACAAAGACAAGUAUCUCUCCGAUGAUGGACCCAGUGUCUCAUCGCGUGGGCGUGGGCGCCACGGCUCGGGUUCUGACAAGAAGCAACGUAGUAAAUCUCGGACGCGCAGUCUUUUCCAUCGCAAAAAGUCUACGGCCGCCGAGGCUUAG